This is a messenger RNA of Equus quagga, 3660 nucleotides long. It is a transcript of the gene TMEM263, whose product is annotated as transmembrane protein 263. Lineage: Eukaryota; Metazoa; Chordata; Mammalia; Perissodactyla; Equidae. Bases 537 to 887 code for a protein of 116 amino acids. The transcript is spliced from 5 exons. The record is from RefSeq and is a predicted model, not a curated record.
CGCGUGCGCACGACGGGAGGAGGCAGACAGGGGGCUGCUGGGAGGGUUGGGCAGUUCGAAAAACGGGUGGGCGUGUGCCGGGUGGGCGCGGGAGGGGCCCGGGUGCGCGUGCGCGUCUGAGCCGGAGCUGCGGGAGGAGGCGGGAGCCGAGGAGGCGGCGGAGGGGGCGGGUCGCGUCGGGCGCCACGUCCGCAGCCAGAGGCCGCCGCCGACUGAGUCUUCUGGCUCCACAGCGUGAGGGGGCCGCUUUCGGAGCCCGCAACCGCCCGCGGCCGUGCCAGCUGCGCAGGCCGCCUCGGCCCUCCCCCGUGCUGUGCGCUCCCUCCGCCAGGCCCCGGCGCCGGCCCGCGACCCUGGCAGUGAGCCACUCUCUUGGGUUCAGGCACACAAGCCUUGGUCCCCAGUGGGCAUUCCCAGUGCUCUUCCCAGAUAAACACCGUGCCUGCUUUGCACACGCAGCUUCAAGACUGGUCCCCCAGCUCCCACUUGCAGUCAGAUCCCCUCUCCUGAAGACACAUCGCCUUUUCUGUGAGAUCAUGAAUCAAGCAGAUAAAAAUCAACAAGAAAUCCCAUCAUACCUUAGUGACGAACCACCAGAAGGUUCAAUGAAAGAUCACCCACAGCAGCAACCAGGCAUGUUGUCCCGUGUGACUGGGGGUAUCUUCAGUGUUACAAAGGGAGCUGUUGGUGCUACCAUUGGUGGUGUGGCUUGGAUUGGUGGAAAGAGUCUGGAGGUGACCAAAACAGCUGUUACAACUGUGCCUUCCAUGGGAAUAGGGCUGGUGAAAGGGGGCGUGUCUGCCGUGGCUGGAGGUGUUACAGCUGUUGGGUCUGCUGUUGUAAACAAAGUGCCCUUAACAGGAAAGAAGAAAGACAAAUCUGACUAAAACAUGGAGAUACACUUGCUCUCCACAGCAUUAUGAUGCCAGUGGCAUUGAAUUGGUAAAUUAUGGACUACAACCAAGUCACCUGUUUUGGACAUUCAUCUUUUAAACUGCUGUGUUCAAAGUAUUGAUGACUGGCUUUCGUCUAAAAAGAAGAGACCAAUACUAGCACAGUGUAUGAAGGUUUCUCAUACUUAAAGUCCAGCUUUUUAUCUGGUAAAAUGUUACUUAUUCAGUUGUAACUGAAGAUCAGUAUAUUUGAAUAUUUACUAUAAGUCUUUCAGUUUAACUAAAAAUGUGAAAGUUGAAUUUAGUGGAUGAUCUUUACAGUAAGUUCCAUAUGUAUAAUGUGCCAGGUGACUCAUCUGCCCCUUAAGAAGGGAACCUUGAAUUACAUAAACUGUACCUUUGAUGUGCCUAAUAGUUUCAGAUGUCUUAGGUUUUUUAUAACCAUAGUUGAUUAGGCCAAGAGGCAUUCUUCUUGUUAUUUAAGCUGGUAAAAGUAGCAGGAAUUAGAGAAGUUUAAAAGAAAAGAUAAAUCGUUUUAUGAUGCUGAGUGUUAACCAUCUUCUGUUAGAUAUGCAUUGUAUUAAUUUAAUCAUUGAUGCCUUACAAAAGAAAACAUCUUUUUUAAUACCCUAAAUAUGUGCAGUUCUUAUAUAUGCAUUCUUUUAAAAGUUGUUUGUGAAAUUAGUUUUCCCUUUUAAGAAUCUCAGGAGUAGUGGGGUAAAGGCAUUUCUUGCUCUCAGCAGAUAAGACAGUGCUUGGUAACUUUUUGUUAACUGUUAGUAGUUAUAACCAAAUCAUACGCUUCAGCCUGUGUUCAUGCUCCAUCGUUAAUUCACCUCACAGUGCCUAAGAACAUUUCUUUGCUGGUCAGAAGCUAUGUUGGAAGAGUUUCCUAUUAAGGAGGAACAAAUAAAUAAAUGUUCUUGAGAAUUACCUAAAGCAUCCAAGAUAUAAAAAGAGUUCUUCAUACCUAUUUUAUUUCUAAGAUGGCUUAUACUAGCAGUGCCCCUUUUCAAAAAACACAGUAAAAGCAAACACAAAUAUGUGAGGGCUGACUUUUAAACGGAAUGAAAUGGGCUCCAUAGAUUAGUUUUGAAAAUAUAUCUAAGUGUUUUCAGUGGUUUAUAGGCUUUUCAAACAUGGUAUCCUGCAGUCCUUUAAAGGAGCUGUAGACUUUGCACUAGCUUCCAGGUCCACUGCAGGCAGGGCAUUGAAGUUUCUGAUUAUGGACGCCAAGUGUGUCACGUCUCACUAACACGUCUCAUCAUGUCUCAGUCAUUCUCAAAGAAUACAGCCUAGCUGGAGUUCAUCUAUUUGUUUUUUGUUUCAUGUUCAGUUUCAUAAACAUUUAAAAAGUUGCAUAUAUAUUUGGCAUUCCUCUUAACUAAGGGUUAUAAUCCAAGUCUGAAAAACCUUAGUUUUCUAUCAGUCUGGAAAUUUGCCUCCAUUCCGCAGACUUUUUUUUUGCGCGGGAGAGGAGGAAAGGAGGUGAUGCUCUGGAGUAAAUAAAUCAAAAUAACAUCCCUGAGAGCUUAAAACAGAUCACUUUAAUACCCAAGGCUUAAAUAAAAUGUCUCUAAAGCACUGAGAGUUUUACAUUAAUGAUGUGGAUCAACAAAUGGAUAAGAAUAUCACUUAACUUUUCUUUUAAAAGCUUUCAUAAAUAACAGCAGGGAUUUUAAGCAAAUCUACAAAGGUUCUUGAACCUCGCUGUUGUACACAAAACUUCAGAGUUGUUAAGGAGUUCAUCACAAAUAAAUGAUUAUUUCAUGCAGUAUGAUUUAAGGUAUAUUUGUUGGUAUAUCUGGUCAAAUGUCAUAAUUAGCAAAGGUGUUUUUUUUUAAAAAAAACUCCAGAAUUAAUAGAUGAACACUAAAUAAUGAACUAAAUAAUGGAAUUGGAGAACUUGUUUCCUGCUAUUUGAAAGAAACUCUUCACUGCUAGUUUAUAUUUCUAAUUUGUCUUCUGUAGUCAUGGGCUCUGCCGUGCUUUGUACCUGAAUUUCUACAUAUAGACUUCACUGUAUGCUUGCAUAUUUAUUUUCAAGUUUGCUUGUCUUUAAAAUUGCUGAGGAAAAAUGGUUGUAAUUAAUUUCUGCUACAGAAAAGCCACCUGGAACAUUUUAUCUCAUAAAGUUUGUUUUAAAUUCCAAACUCUAACUUUGUUCAGGAGAGGCUCUUGCAAUGAUAGCAGAGAACUGUACAAAUGAUCAGUCAGUCAGAGGUUCUUGCUGAAAUGAACUUGCCCUUUGAUGAUAUCUACAGCUGUACACUUGAGUCUUUUCCAGUUUAUUUUCAUAGACUAGCAGUUUGACUUGUAAAACAGUACUAGAUCACUUCAAGAAACUACGGUGGUUUGUAUACACCUGGAGGCACCUGUUAUUCAUUUGACCCUUUGAGUGGGUGUUCGGCACGAGGAUAAAGUUGUGACUCACUUGAAGGACUGACCUAAUAAUGUGGACAUUAUGAAUCCUGUACUUAGUGAAAUGUCAGAGGGAAAGAACUGAUGAUUGAAUAAAUUUUUUUUGUAUUAAAAGAAUGGGAAAAGAAUACAUCUGUUAAUAAAGCACUAUGAUCUGCAAAAGAUGAAAUGUUUCAUAAAGAUCUAAGGAAAUAAAGGAAAUUUUGAAAUAGGGUAGUCUUUUUAGUUACAUAGCAGUUCAGAAAGUACUAUAGCCAAUUUUUAUAUUUUUUUGAUACUAAUGCACAAACAUCAAACCUCUAAUAUGUAUUUUGAUGCCAACACAAUGAAGUACAAAUGUAUUUUA